AUGCCAGUAGAUAAAGAAGACUUGAUAUUGUUUAGAACAGUUUUCUAUGCUGCAUCAGAGGAACUGCCAACUGUAAAAGUGAAUUCUUUGCUUGAGUUACAAAGGUUGAAUGGGGCUUCCAUCACAUAUCGAAACCUUAGUUGGGAUACACUCUCAGAAAUUCAGAAAUAUAUUUGUACUAUUAUCAAAAGGGAUUUGAUUGAACACAUCCGGGAAUCAGAUUUCUAUGCUAUUAUGAUAGACGAAAGCACUGAUUUGACUGUGCAAAAGCAUCUCUCAAUUUGUGUAAGGUAUGUCAACAAAGGUGAGCCAGUAACAGAAUUCUUAGGGAACAUUGGUCUGGAAGAUGGAAAAGCACACACUGUUGUAGCAGCUCUUAUAAACUACCUGAAUGAGCUCCAAAUUGACGCAUCAAAAAUGGUUUCAUUAGCAACUGACGGAGCUGCAACAAUGAUGGGUAAGAAGACAGGUGUAGGAGUCCAGUUAAAGUCCAAAUAUUCCCCUUUCUUAAUACAAACUCACUGUAUUGCUCACCGUUUAAAUUUGGCAGUGUCUGACUCGAUCAAGAAGGACAAAGUACUUGAAAAGUUUAGGGAUAAGUUUAAUUCACUGUAUAAUUUUAUGAGUGCAUCCAGUAAUCGAACAACUAAGUUGAAGAAGAUGCAAGACCUGCUUGAAGAACCACAGCUGACCAUCAAAGAACCACAUAGUAUUCGAUGGCUUGGUCUAAGAAAUGCAGUUGCUGCAGUGUAUGAUAGUUAUAACUCUGUAUGUGCAACUCUUUCAAGCAUUGGUGAGUCUGAAAAUAACACAACCUCAAUUGGUUUGUUUAAAUACUUCACCGACUACAAAACUGUUCUUCUUGUAGCUUUUAUGCUGGAUAUUCAUCAGGAGUUGGCUGACCUAAGCUUGCAGCUACAAAAACAAAGUAUUGUUUUCAGUGAAGUUGAAGCCCUGAUAGAUGGAACUUUAGGUAAACUGGAACAUUUCAAGUCAAAUGAUGGGACCUGCCUGGCAGAGAUGAAAGCGUGCAUUACCAUUGAAACUGAUACUGAUGGAAAGAAAUAUGCUACUUUAAAUGGAGAAAAAUUGUUACGGUACAAAGACAGUACUGAAAAUGAGCUUCAACGACUGCGAGAAAGCUAUGUGUCUUGUUUACAGAAAAAUAUAAAGCAGAGGUUUAGAAAAGAAGAUAGUACAAUAUUGAAUUAUUUCAGUCUUGUCUUGGAACCAUCCAUUGUAAAUAGUUCAAGACCAAAUGAAAGUGAAGAUGCUGUGGAAGCCCUAGGAAUGUUCUAUGGUGAUGAAAAGACAGUUACUGUUAUUCAUGGAAAUUUUGAGUGUGGAUUACAGGAAGAAAAUAAGAAUGUUGUUGACAAGUUGCUGGAUAGGGACAAAUUAGUGCAAGAGUGGCCAAAGUUAAAAGGAAUGUUAACAGGAUGCUAUAAAGGAUUGUCAGCUAAAGCUGUUUGUCAAAGGGUUAUACAGAUACAUUCUGACAAGGGACUUGUGGAGUUUUCAAAACUGUGUAGGAUAGGUCUUUGUAUAGCUAUUACAAGUGUUGAGUGUGAGAGGAGCUUUAGCACUCAAAACCGCUUAAAAAACAAAUUCAGAGCCUCUCUGAAAGAUGAGAACCUUGACAAUCUUAUUUCAAUCCAAAUGAGCCAAAUUCCUUUCAUCUCGUAUGAGCCUAGACGUGCAGUACUACUGUGGGAAGCAAAGAAAAAGAGAAGGAAGAGUAGGCUUCGCCAGGAGUACAAACCUAGAGACAAAAUGGCAAAAAUAUGCCCUUAA
Messenger RNA from Mercenaria mercenaria, 1794 nucleotides. Its product is annotated as zinc finger protein 862-like. Lineage: Eukaryota; Metazoa; Mollusca; Bivalvia; Venerida; Veneridae. Gene Ontology annotation, molecular function: protein dimerization activity. Bases 1 to 1794 code for a protein of 597 amino acids. The record is from RefSeq and is a predicted model, not a curated record. The transcript has a single exon.